CAGAGGGAGGAGGAUUGUGAAAGGGUGGAGUUCAAUCAGUCCAACAUCAGUGAAGCAAAUUAAGACUCGCUGUCACCUCGUUCCUCACAAAUCCCAUCAUGCCCACGGCGUUCAGGUCCUAUUUUGUGCCCGGCGGCUUCAUAUUGGCGUACAUCACUUAUUUGCUGUUGGGAGCUCUGGCUUUCUCUGCCUUCGAGCGGCCCGUCGAGGAAGCACUGAAGUCAGACCUGAUCUCCCUCAAAGCCGAGUUCCUCAACCUCAGCUGCAUCAACGCCACGGCUUUUGAAGUUUUCUUGGAAAAAGUUUUAAGAGCGAAUAAAUACGGCGUGUCGGUCCUUGAAGAUUCCCGCACAAACUGGGAUCUGGCGUCUUCGCUGUUCUUCGCGAACACGAUGGUCACGACAGUGGGAUACGGCUACACUACGCCGCUCUCUGAUGCGGGUAAAGCUUUCUCCAUCGUGUAUGCUCUGAUUGGAGUACCCUUCACCAUGCUAGUGCUCACAGCCUGUGUCCAGCGCCUCAUGCACCCGCUGACCUACGGGCCGAUCUCCACGUGCCAGCAGAGGGCAGGCCUGCAGCCACGCGCCGCCAGUGUGCUGCACUUCACCGUUCUGCUGUUUCUGGUGGUGCUUGGCUUCUUCGUGUUGCCUGCUCUGGUGUUCAGUGCCAUAGAAGAAACCUGGUCUUUCUUAGACGCCUUCUACUUUUGUUUCAUCUCCCUCUGCACUAUAGGACUGGGAGACUUUGUGCCGGCAGAAAAGCCAGGACAGAAACUCAGAGCUUUAUACAAGAUAACAGUCAUGGUCUACCUGUUUGUGGGUUUGAUGGUCAUGUUCCUGGUCCUUCGUACUUUUCACAAGCUUGCAGAUGUGCACGGCUGGACUGCUUUCUUUCAUCUGCCGACCUGCGAGGAAGAUGAGGAUAAAGAGCCAAUAAUAGAACGAGAGCCUGAUGACGAAUCGGCCGAGGCUAAGAAAGCCUCAAUUAAGCCUCUGGAUCCCAGCUCUCAAGUGUCCUACAACUCCAUCAACAGAUAAAACACCAGUGUGCUCCACAUUCUGAGGAUGGCACGCACCAUCAGUGUCCUGCACUUGUAAAUUGUCUGGACUUGUAACAAACACCUAAAGACAAUAGAGUAUGAAGAUGUACAGUACAGUACACCUCACUGCUGGACAGAACCGCUUCUGAUGCUUUUCAGGAGCAAAGCAUCAUUUUCAUGAACCAAAUGACUUUGUUUUUUCCUCUGUUUUCAGUUACUGUUGAGUUUCCAUUUCUGGUCUUUAAGACUAUAGGGAUAUUGACAUUGCUCUAGGAAAUUGAAAACUUGCUCAUUGUGUCCUAAGUGUGAAUCUACUUUAGUGUUGAUUUGUUUAGCAGUCGUAACUGAUGACUGUUUUCAGGUUAAGUUACCUUUUUUUUUUUUUGGAUGGCCUAAGACUGCUCUUGACCACAGAAACGGGAAGAGAAUGCCAAUACUAUUGUGUGUGUGUGUGUGUGUGUGAAAUGAAUUGAUUCAGUUUUCAGAGCUAAUCAGUGGCGGUUCUAGAUGUCCAAGCAUGUGGAGAACUUCAUAUGCACUUUAUAAUUGGCUUUUUAUAUAGGUUUGUGCAAAACACAAUCUUUUUGUCUUUAUUAUAGUACUGUAUGUUAAUUAAAUAUUCUGUAUCAUUACAAUUGUAUUUUCAAUGUUGGAUUGUAGGGAAGAAAUAUUCACUGUCAGAAGAACAAAAGGUGAUUUUAAGAAAUGCAUACACAGAAAAAUAAAAUAAAAGUAUUUUUGGUA
Molecule: messenger RNA, 1783 nt
Organism: Carassius gibelio (silver crucian carp)
Lineage: Eukaryota; Metazoa; Chordata; Actinopteri; Cypriniformes; Cyprinidae
Product: potassium channel subfamily K member 6
Exons: 3
Coding region: 99-1037 (312 amino acids)
Biological process (GO): stabilization of membrane potential; potassium ion transmembrane transport
Cellular component (GO): membrane
Molecular function (GO): potassium ion leak channel activity
Source: RefSeq, a predicted model, not a curated record